Messenger RNA from Megalops cyprinoides (Indo-Pacific tarpon), 3045 nucleotides. It is a transcript of the gene mgat4b, whose product is annotated as alpha-1,3-mannosyl-glycoprotein 4-beta-N-acetylglucosaminyltransferase B. Lineage: Eukaryota; Metazoa; Chordata; Actinopteri; Elopiformes; Megalopidae. The transcript has 15 exons. Gene Ontology annotation, cellular component: endoplasmic reticulum-Golgi intermediate compartment; endoplasmic reticulum; Golgi stack. The record is from RefSeq and is a predicted model, not a curated record. Gene Ontology annotation, molecular function: acetylglucosaminyltransferase activity. Bases 313 to 1956 code for a protein of 547 amino acids. Gene Ontology annotation, biological process: protein N-linked glycosylation.
CAGGCUACUGCUGUCAAUGAAAUGACUCGCCUAUGAAAACGCAGCUGUAGGGCCGCUGGAUCGCGCGUUUCAGACGCCCACUGGCGCUAAUUCGUGCGUCUUUCUCUUUAAGGAGCUCCUGGCUGUCCGUGCCCGUGAGAGCCUUCCCCCUUUUUGCGCUCCCCUCCCCAAACCCACGGUGCCUGAGUGUGUGUGCAUGACCGACGCACAAUAACAAAAACUGCUCCCCGCGCCGCAGCUCUGCCGAAACGCAAACGGACCUCGCAACAGCCGCCCCGCGUUCGGUUCGGACAUGAUCCCGGUGAUCCGGAGAUGAGGCUCCGAAAUGGCACCUUCCUAACGGUCUUGUUGUUCGGUCUGUGCGGAUUCAUAUCGCUCUCUUGGUACACCGCAUUCAGCAAUUCUAAAGGUGAUGUGGUGGAUAUUUACCAGCGGGAGUUUCUGGCUCUGAGGGACCGCCUUCACUCAGCAGAGCAGGAGAACCUGAAACGAUCCAAAGAGCUGAACCUGGUCCUGGACGAGAUCAAAAGAGCCAUCGCAGAGAAGCAGGCGCUCAGGGACAUCAACCGUACCUGGAGCGCUCUGUCAGAUGAGACCAAGCUGAAGCUGUGGAACGUCACGGCCAGUAAGAAUGUUCUGCAGCUGCCCAGCAUCUUCCACCACCUGCCCCACCUGCUGGCCAAGGAGAGCAGCCUGCAGCCGGCCGUGCACGUGGGCCAGGGCCGCACAGGAGUGUCGAUAGUGAUGGGCGUGCCCAGUGUGAAGAGGGAGGUGCACUCGUACCUGACGGACACGCUCAGCUCGCUGAUGUCGGAGCUGAGCCCUGCAGAGAGGGAGGACUGCGUCAUCGUGGUGUUCAUCGCAGAGACGGAUCAGCAGUAUGCCAACGGAGUAGCUGACAACCUGAAGCGACUAUUCCCAGCAGAGAUCCAGUCUGGGCUCCUGGAGAUCAUCUCUCCCUCUGUGCACUUCUACCCAGAUUUCUCACGUCUGAAGGAGUCGUUUGGCGACCCAAAGGAGAGGGUGAGGUGGCGCACGAAGCAGAACUUGGACUACUGUUUCCUGAUGAUGUACGCACAGUCCAAGGGAACUUACUACGUGCAGCUGGAGGAUGAUAUUGUGGCACGGCCAAACUACUUCACCACCAUGAAGAACUUCGCCCUGCAGCAGCCAUCCGAGGACUGGAUGAUCCUGGAGUUUUCCCAGCUGGGCUUCAUCGGCAAGAUGUUCAAGUCUCUGGAUCUGUCUCUGAUCGUGGAGUUCAUGCUGAUGUUCUACAAGGACAAACCCAUUGACUGGCUGCUGGACCACAUCAUGUGGGUGAAGGUCUGCAACCCAGAGAAGGAUGCUAAACACUGUGACAGACAGAAGGCAAACCUGCGGAUCCGUUUUAAGCCAUCGCUCUUCCAGCAUGUGGGAACGCACUCCUCCCUGGCCGGGAAGAUCCAGAAACUGAAGGAUAAGGACUUUGGGAAGCAGACCCUCCACAAGGGUCAUGCCAACCCGCUGGCGGAGGUGACCACCAGUCUGAAGACCUACCAGCACUUCACUCUGGAGAAAGCCUACCUGGGAGAGGACUUCUUCUGGGCCUUCACUCCGGUCGCCGGGGACUUCAUCCGAAUCCGCUUCUUCACCCCUGUCCGCAUCGAGAGGUAUUUCUUCCGCAGCGGAAACAUCGAACACCCAGGCGACAAACUUUUCAACACCACGGUGGAGGUCCUGCCCUUUGAUAACAUCCAAUCAGAGAAGGAGGCGCUGAAGGAGGGGCGAGAGAAAACGCCGAAGUACCAGCGCACAGAGGAUGGCUUCAUCCGCAUCGGAACAUUCCAGAACGGCAUCGCAGAGGGGGAGGUGGACCCCACCUUCGGACCGCUGGAGGCUCUGAGACUCUCUGUGAUGACAGACUCGCCCGUGUGGGUCAUCCUGAGUGAGAUAUUCAUUAAAAAGGCGGAGUGAAUGACAUCAGGCUGCUAUACCUCUACUUUAACUGACCGUUCGGCGGAGGACUGGAGCCUUUGCAGCAACUCAAGUUUCUAGUUUCACUGGCGCGGUCUGAGCGCGCCACCUGCUGGCAAGACGCUGGUAUAACAGGAUCAUUUGGCAAUGCCAGCCGACCCGUCGAGGACCUGCACGGCUCGCGGGGGACAGACGGCGCUGUUUUGUAAACUGUACUUAUGUGUAUAUACGUUCAUGUUUCCGCAAUUGUAAUUACACUGGUGAUUGUUGAUGGGCUUGCUGGAUUGUCUCGCCCUGUUAUAAAUUAAUGAAAGUGCUGCUUGGAAUGGACGACUUAGCUACCGAUAUACCCACUGGCCAUGAGUCUGAUUGCAUCGCCUUUGAAAAUGAAACCGUUUUUUGAAUUGUUAAAUAAUGUCAGACCAUUUUUUAAGUCCUGGUUUUGCCAAAUUAUAAUCGGUAUUUAUGAUAUUGAAAUAAAUAUGCAGAUAUACAUAUGUAGGUGUACACACAUAUAAAUGUAAUUAUGUCAAUAUAUAUGUGUGUUUGUAUGUAUAUACAGGCUGUGGUAACAUAAAUUUCUGCUUCCAGACUAGGUCUAGAACAACUUCAAACUUUUUUCAGUGGGUGUGUGAGGCAUGGGCCUCAUGAGAAAGAGUUUUAUAUGCUCACAGCAGCUGUAUGAUUAACAGUCCUACAUUACAGCCCCCCCCCCCACCCCGUGAAACAUGCUGGUUAUUAAUAUUCAACUUGGUUUAAUUUGACAUGACCAUUUAUGUAAAUGAUGUUUUUUCUGAACUCGUGAUUUGCCUUAAUGCGAUAUCAAGCAAACAGGAUGCAGACAGAUUGCUCAGAUAUGUGAUGCCUUUAGUUCCAGGCAAGGAGAUGUUUCAUAAAACGAGAUAAAGACCUCCAAAGUAGCUUUAGGGAACGGAAGGAAAAUGGGUUCUGUUUCUAACUAAACAUGAUUUUAUUAUCAUUUUAUGGUUAUGAACAUAAUUCACUUGGCUGUCUAAUUUUGGGGAAAACGCAUUUGAGAGUGACCAGGGUGUUCCUGACAUUUCCAUAUCAUGUUUAUUUUGUAACCAA